UAGUUAACGUAGAAAUCUGACAAGUUAGUCAAGAAAAUUAACGGUGAUUCGACAAAUUUAAGUGUACCUACCUAUAGUAAAAAUGUUUAAAUCCCUUUCCACUCCUUUCUUACACCCAUGCAAAUCCGUCCCCAUCAUUAAAAAUUUCCCCCGCGGCUCCGAUUGGCUGCACAAAAUACCCUUCGGCUCGCCGGGAAGAUUCCACCACACGACCCGUCCCGACGCCAAUCUAAUCAGAAAUUUCUUCGCCCAAACCGCCCAACCGGAGACCAUCGAAGACACCAGCCCCAAGCCCCAGCAACCCCAAUCUCCUCCAGACCCAACCGACGACUACGAAGAGUUCCUGCCCUUGAUCGAACCCGGCAAUCACACUGCAAGCAACCCAGGGGACCAGUACGAGACCUUCACCGAACACUACGAGGAGGAGAGAGUGGAGCACCACGUGGGGCACUUGGCUGGUCCGCGGAUCGGCGAUCAGCUGGGCAAAAUAGGCGGAUUGCUGAACAAAGACGGGCACUAUCGCCACAGCUACUCGACGAAGGCGAUCGCCGGCGACGCUCGCGACGCCCGCGACGCUCGCGACGACGGCCAGCCGACCGUCGAGUACUUCAAGAGGUCGAAGAAGCUGCGUAGGACGUUGGAGGAGGACGACGGGGAGCCGUUUCUGGCGGGCGACAACGCCGAGGAUGUGGUGUUUUAUUAUGAGGAAGACAUUGAAGAGACCAAUAUCUAUCCGGCGAAGGGUUUGGAUGAUGUUAAGGUUAAAAGAGCGGAGGAUCGUGGGGUUGAAAAGGCCGUCGGGACCGUUGCGACGCCGGAAAGUUUGACGAAUGUUAAUGUUUGAUUGUAUUAAAAAUGUUUUUUUUAAUAAUUGCUUUUAUUAAUGCGUGCGUGGGUACAUAAAUGUGGUAGUU
Phyllotreta striolata is the source of this 914-nucleotide messenger RNA. The record is from the annotation of a GenBank genome assembly. NCBI's taxonomy places the organism in Eukaryota, Metazoa, Arthropoda, Insecta, Coleoptera, Chrysomelidae.